CCCGCCCGCACUGCUCACCAGGAUCCCGGAAGUCGUGAGAAGCAGGAGGUAACGGUGACGCUUUUCGCAGGGACCACGACCUUACUUGGAUCCUCAAUUUACUCAGGAAUAACAGUAUUGAUGAGAAAGUGACCCAGAGCUGGAAGAAGAAGAGGAGGAAAUGGCAGCUUCUCAGGGACUGCUGACAAUCGAGGAUGUGGCCAUCGAUUUCUCUCCAGAGGAGUGGGAAUGUUUGGACCUUCGUCAACGGGAAUUGUACAGAGAUGUGAUGAUAGAGAUCUAUAAGCACCUGGUCUCCUUGGCUCUGUCUUCUCAUGACACCCAGAGUUUGAUGCCACAAAACCCAGGCAUGGAAUUUUUCUUGCAAACAAUGCUGCUGGGAAAAUAUAAAAGCUAUCCUGUUGGCACUUUUGAUGUAAUUAUAGGCAGGGCAGGUAAGGGGGCAUGUGAAGGGCAGGAAGGUUGUUAUGAUGCACAUACUCCUACUGGGACCCUUAUCCAUGAGGAAAAUGUUGCUGGUAAAAGAGAUCAAGGGUAUAAAUCAAAUUGUGAAAAACUCCACUUUAAGUCAGUAUCAUUGGCAGAAAAUUAUACUUUUGUAAGCAGAGACCCACAUUAUUUAUUGAAACAUGGGUCUUCUCUGAAAGGAAAUUUGGAAAAUCAGGAUAAUCAUAUAGACUGUACUGCAAAUGAUGGUGCAAAACAUGAAUAUAUGCUUGGAUUAAACAUUCAUUCAAACAUUUAUGAACACCAGAGGCUUAAAAAUGGAGGGAAAACCCCCCAAUAUGAUCGCUUCAGGAGAUCUAAUAGCAAGGGUUCAUUAAUCUUCAACCAACAAGUAUUUCCUGAUUAUUCCAACAUCCCUAAUGUUGAUACUAAUUGGGGAGUCUUGAUCCAACCAUCAUUAUUCAGUAGGUAUGAUAAUACAGUUAAUAUAGACCAACAUACCAUGUGUACUAAAAGGAGUAAAGCCUUAAGCAAGAGCUGUGUAUUCAGUCAUUAUAAGAGUGUACAUACUGGAACAAGAAGUGAUUCCUGCAUUGAAUCUCAGACAAAUUUUGACCCAGACUCAAAUCUCAUGAAAUGUCAGGGACUCAAUUUUCAGGAAACCAUUCGAUACGAAAUAAACAUAGGAAUGUCAUUUCUCAAAGCUCAGAUCUCAUCGCAUAUCAUAGAAUUUGUAUUGGAGAGAAAGCUUGCCAUUUUAGUGAGUGUGGCAAAGUUUUAAGCCAGGCUUCAAGACUUAUUCAACAUCAGCAUCAUCAUACUAGGAAGGAGCAAUGCAAGUGUGAAAAAUGUGAAAAAGUCUCUAAUCAGUCAUUAAAUCUACGAAAAGAUAGGAAAAAACAUACUGGAGGGAAAGCUGACAAAUGUGAAGAUGCUAAAUGGUAUUCAGCCUUUGCUAGACACCAUCUGAUACAUACUGCAGAGAAGCCAUACAAAUGUAUAAAGUGUGGGAAAGCCUUUAGAUGGUGUUCACAUCUAUGCGGGAAUCAGAGAAUUCAUAUUGGAGAGGAGCCUUACAAAUGUACAGAAUGUGGCAAAGCAUUUAACUGGCAUUGUCAUCUUACUUGUCAUCUGAGAUCUCAUACUCAAGAGAAGCCUUAUAAAUGUACAGAAUGUGGCAAAGCCUUUAAUCGGCCUUCAGCCUUUACUCAGCAUCAGAGAAUUCAUACUGGAGAGAAACCUUACAAAUGUACAAAAUGUGGCAAAGCCUUUAAUCAGCAUUGUCAUCUUACUUGGCAUCUGAGAUCUCAUACUGGAGAGAAGCCUUACAAAUGUACAGAAUGUGGCAAAGCCUUUAAUUACCCUUCAAAUCUUAUUCAUCACCGGAGAUCUCAUACUGGAGAGAAGCCUUACAAAUGUACGCAAUGUGGCAAAGCCUUUAGUUACCAUUGUCAUCUUACUAAGCAUCUGAAAUCUCAUACUGGAGAGAAGCCCUAUAAAUGUACAGAAUGUGGCAAAGCCUUUAAGUGGCCUGGAGGUCUUACUCAGCAUCAGAGAAUUCAUACUGGAGAGAAGCCUUACAAAUGUACAGAAUGUGGCAAAGCCUUUAGUCGGCAUUCUCAUCUUACUCAGCAUCUGAGAUCUCAUAGUGGAGAGAAGCCUUACAAAUGUACGCAAUGUGGCAAAGAUUUUAGUCAGCAUUCAUCUCUUACUCGCCAUCAGAGAUCUCAUACUGGAGAGAAGUUCUAAAAAUGUACACACAAUUUGGCAAAGCCUUUAGCCAGUAGUCAGGUUUUAAUCAGCAUUGACGAUCUCAUACUGGAGAGAAGCCAUUAAAUGUACAGAAUGUGACAAAAUCCAUACUGGAUAAAAACCAUACAAAUGUAAUCAGUGUGGCCAAGCCUUUACCUAUCACUCACAUCUCACUCAAUAUCAGAGAGUUCAUACUACAAGGAAGCUUCACAAUUAUACUAAAUGUGACAAAUCCUAUAAACAUCAGUACUUUCUAGACAUCAGAAAAUACAUACUGGAGAAAAACUUCACAGAUGUAGAGAAUGUGGCAAAGCCCUUCAUCAGAGUUAUCGUAUUUCUUAACAUCAGAGAAUGUGUAAUGGAGGGAAAUCUUGCAGUGUAAUAUGUAAUAAAGGAUAUUUAUAGUAAAUACAUAAUUUAGACAACACCAGAGGAAAGAUACAGGAAAGAAACAUUAAUGAUAUAAAACGUCGAGGGGAAUGUUUAGUCAAAAUCAAAUCUACUCACAUAUAGGGAAUGCAUAGUAGAACAAAUUCACUCAAUAACUCUUUUCUGAGAUUGCUCUAACUCAGAACUUAAAAUAAUCCAUACUUGAAACACCAAAAAUAUCAGUAUGGACAAGAGGAUUAGGGGAGGAAAGUUUGGGGUGGUAUUAUUCUUAUAUCUCUAUGGACAUUAUCUGGGCUUAUUAGACAACAAAAAAAUGCUUGUAAUUCAAGUUCAAAAUUACUAAAUGCUAUGUGAUUUUUUUCCUAGUAUGUAUGUGAACUUGUUUUUCACUGUUGUGGCUUCAAAGACAAGAGGAGCCCAUCCACCUUAGGUGGGAAAUAUUUCUAUCUGAUACUCCAUGGAAGUUUAAGAACCCUGUCAUAUAAAUGUGCAAGAAAACCUAAAUGGAGAUGGUAUGUAUGAUUGACUUAAAACUUUCCUGUGGAUCACCAUUUUUAAGUGUUUUGGAAAUCAUUCUUUAUAAUUAUGUUAGACAGAAUGUCACUCUAAAAUAUUUGUUGCAACUGCUUUUCAUGAUAAAAAGGCAUUUUGUUGAAAACCUGAUGUAUUGUCAUAAAAGCAGUAAGACUCAUGCAUCUCUGUUGAAGUUUUGAAAUAAAGACAUCACCGUUCGAGAAAAGUGUAGUUAACUCUCUGCUUAAUAGUUAUAAAACUAAUGUACAUUUGUGUUUACUAAAGACUUGGCCUCUAUUUUGUAAACCAUAGAAAUCAAAAUCCUCAGAGGAAUGUAUUUGAAAAACAGAAAUGCUUCUGAAUUCUGAUAACCUGUAUUUUUUUUUUUUUUUUUUUUUUUUUGUCUUUUUACCUUUUCUAGGGCCUCUCCCAUGGCAUAUGGAGAUUCCCAGGCUAGGGGUCUAAUUGGAGCUGUAGCCACUGGCCUAUGCCAGAGCCACAGCAACGAGGGAUCCGAAUCGCAUCUGCAACCUAUACCACAGCUCACGGCAACGCCAGAUCCUUUACCCACUGAGCAAGGCCAGGAAUCAAACCCACAGCUUCAUGGUUCCUAGUUGGAUUCGUUAACCACUGCGCCAUGACGGGAACUCCAUGAUAACCUGUAUUUUGAUCUAGGAUCACACAGUGCAUUGUGAAAAGUUUCAUUUACAUUAUUUGUGAAAUUAUAUAUAUUUUAUUUAAUAAAACUGAAUGGCUUUUUAACAUGGUAAAUUUGAUGCAUAAUUAAUGAAGUGUUAUCACACCACCUGGAUGAAACCUCCCAUAUUAUUUAAAGUUUUAGGUAACAGAUGGUAACAGUGACCUAUUUGAUCAAAAAAUAGGGUGGCAUCUAUAAUUAUUCCUUUUCCUAGUAACCUCAAAAUUCAAAUAAUUUUUUUAUUUUUCAUAAUUUGUAUAUGGUGCAAUUUCUUCUUUUUAAGGACUGGCCUGUUAUGAUGGUUAUAGUAAGGAUUAUCAGGAGGAUUGUUGAAAACUUACCUAAGGUAUGUCCUGCUAUUGCCUCAUCAGCAGUUAUUUGGUGUACCUAGGCAGACUGGGUAAUGUGAACUGACACCAGGCAUUCCUGUGAGCAUGUGCAGGAGAAAAAAGGCUACAAACUCAGAAGCAAAUGCAAGUUUUUGCUUUGUUUCCCUAGCAGCCUUUGCGAUCCACAGUCUUCCAGACAAAUUCUGGUUCCUCUUUUCAUGCACACCUUCAAUAAGACUCUUAAGAGCAUGAAAAUCCUACUCAUUUGGGUUUUCAUUCAACGAUAGGCACUUAUUAUCAGGAAGCCCCCCACAUUUCAAUCAUUGUCACUGAUAAAUGCAUGCACAAAAUUGCUGCCACUGUCUCUCCCUUCAUCUUGUUUUGGGUUUCAUGCAUGGGCCAGCUAUUUAAUAUUUUAGGAAAUGUGAGUCCUAAAAUCUGCUUUGAUUUCCUUUUCUUUUGUUAUUUUCAAUUUUCAGAUGUAUCCUUAUUAUCUUCCUCGCUGCAUAUGAUUCCCAGGCAUUGUCCUUCUUUCCUUUGUUAUGGACACAGGGUACUCACUGGUCUCCUCACCCCGGUCAACCAUGCAGGCCCUGAUAGUUUCUCAUGUGCACUUUGCAGUUUUUCUAAAGCAAUGAGAAAUUUAAGUGACAAAUUUUCAGUCAUUUAUAGGAUUCAACUAUAAUAUUGUGGUUAGCUAAUUAUGGUAGAAUGGAGAUUCUUCAAUGGAUCAAUGUUUUGACUGAGACAGCAUUAAGAGUCAUGUGAAGACUGAUAAAAUAGGACAGUGCUGAUUUAGAGAGAAAUAUAAGGUUCAUUGAAAGUAAAUAUGGAGAGUUGUGUACGAAUGUAUAAAGGAAAGGGCAAGGGAGGCUCCCUUUAACCACUCCUGGGACUUGGGCACGUAGUGGUGCACUCUAAUGUAUAAAUGACAGAGAUGAGACUUGGCAAGUGUAGUGCUUUUCCUAGAAUACAGGAAAUCAGACACUGAUAUCAUGAUUUAAACAAAUUUCUGGUCAGUACUGAGGACCAGAUGUGGUUAGUAAAGAGUAUCCCAUUUCCCAGGAUUAGAUCAGUGGCAAUUUAGUGGAAAGGGAGUGUGAGUGAAACAAACUUUCUGAAGAAAUCUUUAAAGUGUCACAUGGAGGAGUAUAUUUGGGAGAAGAGGGAGCUUUUUGGGCACUGUGUAGACUGGUCAGCAAGGUGUGUGCUCUAGUUUCACAGAAGACUACUGCCAGUUGUGUAACUGCAACAUAAAUUAUAUCUCCUUUAAAUGAAUAACCUUCCAAGGAUGCUGACCCACAAGUGGCAGGGUCCCUCUCACUUUGUCUUAACAGUGUGAUGGUCUUGUCAUGAAUUCUGGGUUCUGGACCAAGGGAUACCCUAGAUGGAUAAGUUCACCAGUCAGAGGCAGUGAACUUUUCUUUUGCAAACAGUUUCUUGUCUAGACUUUCCCAAAUUUUUCACAGCCCAUUUUGUCUUUUUACAUAUUUUGACUGGCUUAGGAGGAAAUGUCCUUCAAUUGUGGUCAUUGCUCUGAUGAAAUUUGUUUGAAGAUUGUGCUCACAUUAGCAUUGAUGUAAAGGGUAUAUGAUAAUGUGUUUUUUCUAUAGUUAAUAUUUUAUGUUCAGUUAUACCAAAAAGUAUGCAUUUUUAUACAAAGAAUGUCUAUUUGGUGUUAUGUACAAGGGAAUAGGUUGAUGUUCAUAGUUGUUAAAAUAACUGAGAAAACAUAAGGUACCUUCUCUUUUUUCACUUCUCUGGAAUCAUCUAGAUGUGUAGAUUUCCAUUCUCUCAUAAUUUGCCCAUACGUUUGCCACAUUACCAA
Molecule: messenger RNA, 5956 nt
Organism: Sus scrofa (pig)
Lineage: Eukaryota; Metazoa; Chordata; Mammalia; Artiodactyla; Suidae
Source: RefSeq, a predicted model, not a curated record